This is a messenger RNA of Chondrus crispus (carragheen), 1013 nucleotides long. RefSeq lists its product as hypothetical. Bases 1 to 810 code for a protein of 269 amino acids. Gene Ontology annotation, molecular function: starch binding. The transcript has 2 exons. The record is from RefSeq and is a predicted model, not a curated record. NCBI's taxonomy places the organism in Eukaryota, Rhodophyta, Florideophyceae, Gigartinales, Gigartinaceae.
AUGUCGACAUCCCUCACCCUCCUCGUUCGCGCCUCCCUCCACGACAGCACCUCCGGCCUCUGCCUCGUCGGGAACGUUGUCGAGCUUUCCGAGUGGGGGGCGCUCACCCCGCUCCCGCUUUCGUACGUUGAUGGCGCCUUCGAAGGGACCAUUGCGCUCCCAGCACAUACUGAGAUACAGUACAAAUACAUCCUCGCCAAUGGUGCCACGAUUGUCAGCUGGGAGGGCCCCCCCUUCCUCAACCGCAUUCUAACGACCAGGAAGCAGGGAACUGCCAUGUAUGUCGAUGACGGAGACUUUGGUUCCGAUCAGCAUGUCGCAGUACGUGUCGUUGAGCAGGAAAGAUCCGGCGUCGGUGGCAACCAACAACUGUCUAGCGACAGUAUGGGAGAGUCCCUCGGCCCCGCGUUCGAUGAUUCUUCAAUGCAUGGUGACCUUCAGGGUGUCUGUGCAGUGGAGGUCAGAACCGCCUUAAUCAACCGCGAUGAAGACGAAAGGCGUGGAAAAUUCGGACGCGAGAACUGCGUCAAAGAGCAGGAAACCGUGAGGAAACACGAUAGCUCUUCGGCUAUUGACGUCUCAGAGGGAUCGUCACCACCGUCGGAAGGCCGCGGUCCUGUUCCCGUCGCAGGUGGCGCACUUCAGGUUGAUGCACCGGAGCCCGGACAACGGACAUUGGGGUGGCGAAAGAAGGGAUCCCUCGUGCGUGCUCUCGACCUUACUUUAAGAAGCAUCGUCUCCUUCUCGAAGGACGCGUCCUUCUCGAAAUGGUUGUUCUUUGGAAAACGCGGCGAAAGAUGGAGUUGUUGAGAUGUUGAUUUUGAUUUUGUGGAGUGGCGAAAGACAUUGGGGAGGAAGUGGAGCACGCUGCUUAUGUAGAGGUUGUUACGAGCUGGGAGAUGAUGAGAUGAAAGAGAAAAGCGGAGGAGGGAGAAUGGGAAUUAACGAGAAUGAUGCUGACAAAUGAGAAAUAAUAAAGACAAAGCUCAAGGCAAUUGUCAGUUGCUGCAUGU